AAAGAAGGAAGAAUCUGAAACUGAAAACCCAUGAGCUGACUACAAAGCUUGAUUUGUUGUCAAAAAAGAUACCCCGAUUGUGGUCGCCAGCUCUGUUUAAGAUUCUGAUCCUCAGUACCUAGCUCUGAAUUCUGAAGUUCAGGAUCGAAUGAAUUGAUUUGAUCUGUGUUUAUGUUUGGGGUCCCUGAUAAGAAGAAAAAGAAAAUAAAAUGGUUUAAAAGGAAAAAAGCUCACUCACUCUCUCACCCACACGCGCUCCACUACAAGGAAGUGGUAGAAAAAGAGAAAUAAAAAGCUGAAAGACUAUUUAUUUUUUGUUUUUAAGUUGUACGUUCAAGGGCUGCGAAUCUGCGAGUCCUGAGAGUCCUUUGAGUCUUGAGAGAGAGAGGUGUUGACACGGAGCUUCCCCUUCAACCCGACAUGCCUGAUUUUGAAAUUGCGUAUCUUUGUUCUCCUCUUCAAAUUUUCUAUUCUGCUGCUUCUGCUUAAGCUUACUAGUUUAGUCCAAGAGGCGAAGACCUGAAGGAAAACCCACUACGAUAGAGGAGAGAUCUGAAUAUCAAACUACACCAGUGGGUUGCCUUUAUGAAUCCAAGGUUUCUGAUGAGAAGAAGAUGGGCGGAGUUACCUCGUCGAUUGCUGCGAAAUUCGCUUUCUUUCCUCCUAAUCCUCCCUCUUACCGAGUGAUCAGUGACGAAUCAUUUGGCGGCAGAUUGUAUAUUCCUGAGGCUCCGAGGCUUGACGACGUCGAUGUGUUGAAGCUCCGAACGAGGAGAGGCCACGACAUCGUAGCUAUUCAUGUGAAGCAUCCUAGGGCCACUGCCACACUCCUUUAUUCCCAUGGUAAUGCUGCCGAUUUGGGUCAGAUGUUGGAGCUCUUCAUCGAAUUGAGUAAUCGUCUCCGUAUUAAUCUCAUGGGGUAUGACUACUCUGGCUACGGACAAUCAACUGGCAAGCCCUCUGAAUCUAAUACAUAUGCAGACAUCGAGGCAGUGCAUAAAUGUCUCAAGGAGCAAUAUGGGGUAAAAGACGAGGAUUUAAUAUUAUAUGGUCAGUCUGUUGGAAGUGGUCCAACUCUUGAUCUAGCUUCUCGUCUACCAGACUUGAGAGCUGUGGUUCUCCAUAGCCCCAUCCUUUCUGGGUUGAGAGUAUUGUACCCUGUCAAACGAACGUACUGGUUUGACAUUUACAAGAAUAUUGACAAAAUUGGCUUAGUGACUUGCCCGGUUCUGGUAAUUCAUGGAACAACAGACGAAGUUGUGGAUUGUUCCCAUGGGAAGCAGCUUUGGGAACUGAGCAAGGAAAAGUAUGAACCCCUCUGGAUAAAGGGUGGUGGCCAUUGCAAUCUUGAACUUUAUCCGGAGUACAUUAAACACCUGAAGAAAUUUGUAGUGCAUGUUGGUAAAUCGAAGGCUGCAACAAAUGGUUCUAAAGAAAGAAUGGAAGACAACAAUCAGAGUAAACAAUCUGAAAGUGGAACUUCAGAUGCAUCUGAGAUGGGAUCUGAUCGUCCUGAGGCCUCAAGAAACAGUUUAGAUAGUAGACUUGAGAAGUCAAAGAAGACUAACAAGCCUGAAAAAUCACGGAUGAGCACUGACAAUGUAGAGAGGUAUAGGAGAAGAAAGGGCUUGGUCUGGUGAUAACGACGAAAGAGUACAUCCCUAAUAAUUUAUGAGCUGAGAGCUGUGUGAGUAAGUAUUCCUUGUUUCCUUCUGCUUCUGUUAUCAUAUAUAGAUUAUCAAGAAAUUACCGAGUAUGAUUCUGCUCUAGAUUUUGCAAAUCCAUCAAUAUUUCAACAGAAAGUGUGAGAUAUACAAGAAGCAUAACUAUGCUAUCUAUUAGAAUCACAUCUGAAUCCAUCAAUGGUGUUUCUGGCAAAUUGAUAUGUAUCAUCAGUUUAUGACUAAUGCUCCUACAUUUCAAAUAAACUAGCCUGAGAUUAGAGGUGUUUCAAAUCUGUUAACCAAACUGUGUAUAAUUAUUGGAGAAGAGUAUUCUGGGGCCUGUCAUUUAA
This is a messenger RNA of Macadamia integrifolia, 2014 nucleotides long. RefSeq names its product alpha/beta hydrolase domain-containing protein 17C. The record is from RefSeq and is a predicted model, not a curated record. The transcript has 5 exons. NCBI's taxonomy places the organism in Eukaryota, Viridiplantae, Streptophyta, Magnoliopsida, Proteales, Proteaceae. Bases 615 to 1640 code for a protein of 341 amino acids.